Messenger RNA from Neofelis nebulosa (Clouded leopard), 1158 nucleotides. RefSeq names its product programmed cell death 2 like (gene PDCD2L). Lineage: Eukaryota; Metazoa; Chordata; Mammalia; Carnivora; Felidae. Gene Ontology annotation, cellular component: cytoplasm. The record is from RefSeq and is a predicted model, not a curated record. The coding region runs from base 12 to 1112 and encodes 366 amino acids. The transcript has 7 exons.
GCCUCGUCGUCAUGGCGGCCGUCCGGAAGCCAGUGCUGCUCGGGCUUCGAGACACUGCAGUGCGUGGCCGCCCCACGGGGUCGGGCGCCUGGACCGCUAGCAAGCUGGGCGGCCUUCCGGACGCCUUGCCCUCCGUAGCAGCGCCGAAGCCAGUGUGUGAACGUUGCAGGCAGCCUCUUGCCCUGGUCGUACAGGUAUACUGCCCCUUGGAAGGCUCCCCGUUUCAUCGGCUACUGUACGUAUUCGCUUGUCCCCGCCCCAGGUGCAGCAUGGGCGGAGCGCGCAGCUGGAAGGUGUUCCGCUCCCAGUGCCUGCAGACUCGAGAAAAAGAGGCGCAGGACGCACAGAAACAGGAAAACGGCCUUGCAGCUGAGGAUUGGUGUGAAGGUGCAGAUGACUGGGGAAGUGACAGUGAGGAGGUGCCACCACCACAGCGUACCUUGGAUUUUGGAAAUGAUCCCCACAGCGCCAAAGACACAGACUGUACUGCUCAGCUCCGAGAUCUCCACCUGCAGGAUACUGUCCUGGGCGCUGCUCCUCCUGUUUCUCCCGGGGAAGAGAUGGCCCUGCCUUCCCUGGUGCCCCAGUUCCUGCCCUACUACAUGUGUGUUGUAGAUGAGGAUGACUACAGGGACUUUGUCAGUCUAGACCACGCUCAUAGCCUUCUGAGGGAUUAUCAACAGAAAGAAGGAAUGGAUAUGGAACAGUUGCUUUCCCAAAGUCUUCCUGGUGAUGGUGAUGAAAAAUAUGAGAAGACCACAAUUAAAACUGGAGAUAAGAUAUUUUACAAAUUCAUGAAGAGAAUUGCUGCUUGUCAGGAGCAGAUUUUGAGGUACUCUUGGAGUGGCGAACCACUUUUUUUGACCUGCCCUACAUCAGAAAUCACUGAGCCCCCAGCCUGCAGCUACUGUGGAGUCCGAAGGAUAUUUGAGUUUCAGCUUAUGCCAGCACUGGUCAGCAUGCUCAGAAGCACUAAUUUAGGUCUUUCUGUGGAAUUUGGAACAAUUCUAAUUUAUACAUGUGAGAAGAGUUGCUGGCCUGAAAAUUGUCAGACUCCCAUGGAAGAACUUUGUAUUAUACAAGAAGACCCAGAUGAACCGUUAUUUAAGUAGAGAAUUUCCUUUUAUUUAUAUAAAUUAAAACAAAUUUUAAUGUCCA